Volvox carteri f. nagariensis is the source of this 1272-nucleotide messenger RNA. RefSeq lists its product as uncharacterized. Gene Ontology annotation, molecular function: RNA binding. The coding region runs from base 27 to 353 and encodes 108 amino acids. The transcript is spliced from 4 exons. Gene Ontology annotation, biological process: nuclear-transcribed mRNA catabolic process; mRNA splicing, via spliceosome. Gene Ontology annotation, cellular component: Lsm1-7-Pat1 complex; spliceosomal tri-snRNP complex; U6 snRNP. The record is from RefSeq and is a predicted model, not a curated record. NCBI's taxonomy places the organism in Eukaryota, Viridiplantae, Chlorophyta, Chlorophyceae, Chlamydomonadales, Volvocaceae.
CGAUUACCAUCAGGAUUUCUUUAAAAAUGUCUGGGAAGGCAAAAGAGUCGGCUGUAGACUUGGCAAAGUUUGUAGACAAAGGAGUGCGUGUAAAGUUAGCAGGAGGCAGAGAAGUGCAAGGGAUCUUGAAGGGCUACGACCAGCUGCUGAACCUGGUGCUCGAUGAAGCUGUGGAGUAUUUAAGAGACCCGGAGGAUCCCCUAACGGUAACCGACGAGACACGAUUGCUUGGACUGAUGGUUUGCCGUGGUACGGCUGUUAUGUUGGUGGCACCCUCCACUGGUAUGGAGGAGAUUGCCAACCCAUUCCUGCAGAAAGAGGACAAGGACGGAGAGGACGCGGGAGCCGCAUAGCCCGCUACAAGUUCCGUUUGGGUGUUCGGUCGGAGCAUCAUUGUUGCAAUUUGGAACACCGCUCUUUCCAGUGCCCUUUCAACAAAAUAACCACGCAUGCCAGUGCUACAUAUAUGAACUCCACCUGAAGUGGCACCAGUGCUAUUAUCCCAUACAUGGGGUUUCAUUAAAGCCGAUACUUCCUGCACCGAUUCCUUAACAUCAAUCAACGGAUUGCCACGACUUGCAUACACAGCUUGCAACAACCAUCAAGCCAGCCUAAGCGUCACUCAGCGCUGCCGGGUCUGCAUCGUCGGGGAUGGGCAACUGGUCACCUAGGCUGACAAUAUCCAGCACUGGGCUGGUGCUCUCGCCAGUUUCGUCAAGGGUGUCGUCGCACCCGUUGUGGUGGCUGACACUCCCGACCUUUGAGCCUACAGGACUGGAGAUGUGGUAACGACUGCAAGCAAACACAGAAAUCAACCAUGGAAUCAGCCAAUAAGCGUGGCGCUGUAAUAUCAAGCGAUGGAAUAUAAGUGGCUCACCUGUUUGGCACACGGGGGGAUACAUUUACAGACUCCGCAAUGUGAAGAGAGCGGGGCAUGGACAGAUGCUCGCUGCGGGUCCUGUUGACAGAUGGAAUGGCAAUCAGUUUUAACUGAAUUUGGCAGAAGACACUAUCGCAAGUUCUAAACUCACAUGAUUUGGGACGACCGGGCCGAGUCGGGAGGGUUUCGAGCGAAAAGGAUGAGUCGACUGACGUCCGCCAGUGCGUGGUCCAGCCUCUCGCACUUCGUUUUCCAAGACUCAAGCUCGCGCUGACUUUGGUCAUAAAUAGCCUUCAGCAUGUCAUGUCUCUGCAAGUGCACAGGUUGCUGGUGUAUCUACCAUGAGUGGCGACCCUUCGACCCUCACUUUCAUACCUUUGUAAGAUCAGCGU